UCACAAAAUAAACCACAUUAUAAAAUCUUCCUAGUCUUCCAUUACAAAAACAACCUUAAAAACCAAAAACAACACAUCUUUUAGUUUGUUUGUGAACGAUGUCUCAAUAUCAAAAUCAAUACGGUACUCAAACACGUAAGACCGAUGAAUAUGGAAACCCAGUGAACCAAGUUGAUCAACAUGGCAACCCUAUUAGUAGUGGCGGGUUAACCGGUGAAGCCGGUAGACAACAUUUUGGAACUACCGGUGCUGCCGGUCAUGGUCAUGGUCAUGGUCAACAACAUCAUGGAGUUGAUCAAACCACAGGGUAUGGAACCCACACAGGUGGUGUGGGUGGUUAUGGAACCAAUCCCGAGUAUGGAAGCACCAACGUUGGAAGUGGUUAUGGAACAGGAACGGGGUAUGGUGGAACAGGAACCACUGAGUAUGUGAGAGAGGAGCAUUAUGUGCAACAUGGAGAUAAGAAAGGGGUUAUGGAUAAGAUUAAGGAGAAGAUUCCUGGUACUGAACAAUCAAGAACCAAUAUUGGUGGUACAGGGUAUGGAACAGGAACAGGAACCGGGUAUGGAACAACUGGCUAUGGAGCUAGUGGUGGUGGCAUCGGAAACACUCGUCAAGAGUACGUGAGAGAGGAGCAUCAUGUUCAUCAUGGAGAUAGGCAACAUGGUGCUAGUGGUGGUGGUGGCCUUGGAAGUGAAGAGUAUGUGAGAGAGGAGCGUCGUGUUAAUCAUGGAGACCUGAAACAUGGAGCUAUUGGUGGUGGCAUUGGAAGCACUGGUCAGGAAUAUGUGAGAGAGGAGCAUCAUGGAGAUCAGAAACAUCGAGCUAUGGGUGGUGGCAUUGGAAAUACUGGUCAACAGUAUGUGAGAGAGGAGCGUCAUGGAGAUCAGAGACAUGGAGCUAGUGGUGGUGGCAUUGGAAACACUACUCAAGAGUAUGUGAGAGAGGAGCGUCGUGGCAUUGGAAGCACUGGUGAAGAAGAGUAUGUGAGAGAGGAGCAUCGUGUUAAACAUGGAGAGAAGAAGGGGAUUAUGGAAAAGAUUAAGGAGAAGCUUCCUGGCUCUGGACACUAGAUCAUUAUCAUGGUUAAUAUCUAUAGAUAUAUGCAUAUGAUUAAAUAAUAAAUGUGUAUCUGGUGUAUUUUAAAUUUUUUGUUGAGUAAUUUGCUUCAUCUGUAAUGUUUUUUUAUUUGUUGUGUGAAUGUUUUGUAUCAUGUUAUGUAAUGGAUAUAUGAAUGAAUAAUGUAUAUA
Molecule: messenger RNA, 1250 nt
Organism: Lathyrus oleraceus (garden pea)
Lineage: Eukaryota; Viridiplantae; Streptophyta; Magnoliopsida; Fabales; Fabaceae
Product: dehydrin DHN1-like
Exons: 1
Coding region: 99-1073 (324 amino acids)
Biological process (GO): response to water deprivation; response to abscisic acid; cold acclimation
Cellular component (GO): cytosol
Source: RefSeq, a predicted model, not a curated record